AUUCGUAGUUCUUUCGAACGAUCCAAACAUAAUUUUCCCUCGAUAUCAAAUCAUUCUCUAUCAGGGGGUUUGGGAACUUUGGCAAAGGUAUGCACUAUGAGAGAGAAAUUGGUAGGUAGAAAAGGAGUCCGAUUCUUCAAGAGCAAGAGAAAGGAUAAAGAGAUAGAGAAAGAGAGAAAGAAAAAAGGAAGGAAGGAAGGAGCAAAUGUUACAUCAACGUUAUUAUUGCUCAUCUUUGUAUGCAGUACAUCAUGCUUGAAAAAUGAUCGAAGUGAAGCAUCCUUCGAUAACGGUGCAAAUAUUAUUCGGCGCAAUCGAAGGGACGGAUUAAACGAAUAUUUAGUCCCACCCCCAAGACCAAAAGCUUAUCCGGUGAGGUCUGGGAAAGUAGUAAAUCCUUCGGUAACGGAAGCUCCAGGAUAUUUUUCGCAAUUGAUGAGUUGGUUAAAUCCUUUUAAUUAUGGUUCUUCGACUUCGACGCCUCUAAAGACUCCAGCAGACUUCGAAUCAUCAUCUCAACAUUACGGUCCUCCACCAUUUAAUUUGCAUCUUGCGUUGCAACCUGAACCAUUUCUUCAUCCUCCGCUUGAACCUCAAGCUGGUCCACCUAUAUAUCCUCCUAUCGGCACACCUCCAUCUCAACAUUCUAGCUUAUCUCUUGCACCUUCCUUCAAUGUACGUUCCGCUCCGCCUUUUCGCCUUCCUGCUGGUCCAUCUUUACAAGUUUACAAUCCCUCAAUUACCUUCCACGAUACGCAACGUGAUUUCCCGAGUCCGAAAAAUAGCCGUGGCCUUUACAUACCGCCGAAUAAAGGGAAACACUGUAAUCUUUGUAACAAAAUCCCAUGGAUUCCAAUGCAAGAUGACGGACAUCAUUCAGAGAAAUAUCCGUCUCGUCAGCAACUUUCAAAUGGUUAUCUUCCUCCUAGCAAUCAAGGGAAUCACGACAUCCAAUACGCGGCCUCGCAUGAAAUCAGAAUAUCAGAACUUUCCCGAAUACCCGUUGAGCAAAAUCCUUUUAACAACGCAUUACCACAUGCAGUGUUGCAUUCCGAUUCGAUACCUCCUCUCUACAAGACAGAACCUUUUAAAAACCCUUUUGCAAUUGAAAAUCUUGAGCACCUGAAACCACCUCCUUUGCCUGUAACAUCGUUAGCUAAUCAAGAACACAAAAGUCCUGAAAUUAACGGUGAGCAUUAUAAUGCCAAUGGCAAUGACGAUCUAAGAUCCAUUGGAACAGAAGUUAAUCAAAGACAUGUAAGCGCCAUAUCCCAAGAGCAUGAUAUGAAAAUCAACGAAGAACCUCCAGAUCACGAAGAAUCAUUUGGUAGUUCGAUUGCCGAUAUUAGGUUUCCUGUCCUGUCCGAGACAUCUUUUAAUAAUUUGCCAAUUUUGAAACAAGGAAAUGAUGGAGUUUCAAACAAGCCUGUAUACCAUAAUCAGGAUAUCCUUAAUUUUGAUUCGUCAAAUCACGAGUACCAUGAACCUUUAAAUUCAAACUCAAGUCCCAACACUGAUUUGGAUCAUCCACCGCCAGAUUUGAAUCCUUCGGCUAGCUUUGGAACGUCCACGUUCCAUAAUCAAGAAAGUGAUAGUCUGAAUUAUCAGUAUUUUGAUGAUUUGCCUCUUAGCGGUAAAGAUUCUCAAGUGACCACGCAACCGUCCCUCGUGAGCUCUUUUACUCCGGAAAGAGAACCAAUACACUUUGAAGAAUCGCCGCUGUUAGAUCUGACAAAGAAAGGUGAUAAUCAAACUGAGACGCAAUGGCCAACUUCCACUAACGGGUAUAUCGACAUCGAUGAUAUAUCUGAUAAUACAGCGAAAACAACUACGGAUUAUAAUUUGGAGACCGACAAUAUAUUUUUUGAAGAUUCGUCCAGGUCGACCGAAUCUUAUUCUUCUUCAGAUAUUCAAAAUAUUAACAAUGUUUUCGGGCCUUCGACAUCUAUAACUGUGGAUUUCUCGAAUGUUAAUCAACACGUUGAAUCAUCAACGAGUAAUAGAGGAUAUGCAAAUCAACAAGAUGUCUCGUAUAUUCCACCAUCCGGACAACCAGGAUAUUUGUGGCCAAGUUUAUUAAUAAACACAUCAAAUUUGAGAAAUGAUUCUUCAAAAAAUCAUGUUGCGCAAUGGAAUAAUUCUUUCCCGGGAGAUAUAAAUUCUGAAAAGCAAAAUGAUGUAAAUUCAAAGGAUGCAAGAGACACGCUUCAAAGGCAACAAAAUAUAAAACGAAAUAAACAAGUUAUUAUACCAUACACGUCAGAAUAUACACCAAUUCCAUUUCAACAAUCCUACGGAGACUGGAGUAUUAAAACUAAUUCUGAACAUACGCAUUCUAGAAAAAUUCCCUCUAGGAGUGAAUUGAACGUUGAUAAUUAUCUUCAACAAGAAUCUAGGAAUAAUAUUCAAGUAGUUAAUCAAUCGCAAUUUAACUUGAAUAAUUCAAAGAAACUAAAUGUGCAAUCAAUCAAACCAUUUUUAACUACAGCAGAAGAUUUAAAAAGCACUACAACAAAAGCAAAUACUUCGAUUGAUGUUCGAAGGUUACAAAAAAAUAUCGAUAACUGGACAAUACAAGAAUAUUCAAAAUCUACAACAUCUAGCACAAUUUUACCUAGUUCUUUGCACCCUUACCUUUCUCCAUCAAAGAAAAUACCAACGGAAUAUUUAACAACGACAGAACCAGGUGAUCAUAUAAACGAAUUGAAACGCCAUAAUGAAAGUGUGAAAACGUACUCUUUGGCUGGGUUUAGCUUUAACGAAAUAGAACACGAAGGCUUCGCGAGCAACCACAUUGAAGCAACUCAACCGGCCAUAAAUGUUGUACGAAUAAAUAAUCCGAAAAUAACAGCCAAUGAUUUGCACGACGUAAAUGAAUCUAUGUUAGAAGAAAACUCCACGUGGGAGGCACACUCUGUGUCGAUAUUACCUGUAAAUAAAGAACGAGUUUACGUGGUAACUCCACAACCGAUACUAAAAGUAUCCUCGAAAAACGACUAUGAAAAUCGCAAGGGACAAGGGAAAAGAGAUCAUUCACAGCGAAUAAGUAUCACUAAUAACGUGAGCAACGAUAAGAAUAAUUUCAGCGAAUUUGAAGCGAUCGAGAAAGCCUACCAAGUGCUUCCACAAGCAGUAAAUAAUCUUGCUGUUGCAUCCACGGGAAAGGAAAAUAUUCCUUUGUGGGGAAUUAUGGAACACGAAGAGUUUGCUACGUUGAAUUUGAACGAAAACAACGAAGAAGCGGCGGAAGACACUGUGGAUGGACCGGUACUUUACUCUGGACACUCAAAGGUAUCACGAGCUAAACGAUGACAUGCAAAUAUUCCUUGAAUCUGGAGGCUGAAUAAUACAAUUUUUAGUUGUGAAUAGUUAACUAUUCUAUUGUUUUAAUUUUAAAGACUUUCAUCAAUGUUUCAAGUGCGUAAUUUGAACUUCAACAUGGCCAGUGUAUUUAUAUUUAUCAAUUUUGUGUACUUGCAUGUAUUUUUAUUAAGUGAACAAUUUAUUUAUUUGUAAGUAUAAGUAGAUAUUUUUGUAAAAAAAAAAAAAAUAACGUGUUUGUGUAACGAGAUUGUGUAACCUAUUAAGACUUAAUUUCAAAUUAUUUUUCCUACGAAGAACUACUAUAAAAAUAUUAUUUAUAUGAACACCGAUUAAUUGUGUAUUACUUUGUAAAUAC
Molecule: messenger RNA, 3679 nt
Organism: Heterotrigona itama
Lineage: Eukaryota; Metazoa; Arthropoda; Insecta; Hymenoptera; Apidae
Source: the annotation of a GenBank genome assembly